This is a messenger RNA of Melanotaenia boesemani (Boeseman's rainbowfish), 2756 nucleotides long. Its product is annotated as inhibitor of nuclear factor kappa-B kinase subunit alpha-like. The transcript is spliced from 22 exons. Gene Ontology annotation, cellular component: cytoplasm; IkappaB kinase complex. The record is from RefSeq and is a predicted model, not a curated record. The coding region runs from base 268 to 2472 and encodes 734 amino acids. Gene Ontology annotation, molecular function: ATP binding; IkappaB kinase activity. Lineage: Eukaryota; Metazoa; Chordata; Actinopteri; Atheriniformes; Melanotaeniidae. Gene Ontology annotation, biological process: positive regulation of transcription by RNA polymerase II; tumor necrosis factor-mediated signaling pathway; peptidyl-serine phosphorylation.
CGGUGUACUUUCACUUUGCCCAAUGACGCUUUGGUGACUCGCUGUAGCUUUUCGUGCAAAGCUACCACAUAAACAGAACAUACAGUUUAGCUUUAAAGUCAUAGUUACUGGAUGAAGGUACACUUUCGCUGGACUAAACUUUUCAGACAAACGAAACGUUAACAAUAUGGUUAGCUAACCGAGAAACAACUAUGUUCUGACAUUCACGUUCGCCAAGUACCAUCUGUUGACUCUGACCUCCACGACAGCAGAGUGCAGUUCUCAAUCAUGGAGCGGCCUGGCCUCAAACAGAACCAGCUGUGUGGCUCUUGGGAGUUUAAGGAAAGACUUGGUAUGGGAGGCUUUGGGCAUGUCUACCUGUACCAACACCUUGAGACAGGAGCAAAGAUUGCUUUGAAACUUUGCCGCUUGGAGCUCAAUCACAAGAACAAAGACCGGUGGAGCAGAGAGAUUCAGAUCAUGAAGAAGCUGAACCAUGUAAAUAUUGUUCAGGCCAGAGAAGUUCCAGCAGAGCUCAGCUCCAUUGCUUUAAACGAUCUACCACUGCUGGCUAUGGAGUACUGCUCAAGAGGAGACCUACGCAAGGUGCUGAAUAAACCAGAAAAUUGUUGUGGGCUAAAGGAAAGUGAAAUCCUCUCAUUGCUCAGUGACAUUGGUUCUGGUAUUCAGUAUCUCCAUGAAAAUAAGAUCAUUCACCGAGACCUAAAGCCAGAGAACAUAGUUCUGCAAGAGAUUGAUGGGAAGCUUGUCCAUAAAAUCAUAGACCUGGGUUAUGCAAAAGAUCUGGAUCAGGGCAGUCUCUGCACAUCCUUUGUUGGAACACUUCAGUAUCUGGCUCCAGAGCUGUUUGAGAGUAUACCCUACACUCUGACUGUGGACUACUGGAGCUUUGGGACCGUCAUCUUUGAAUGCACAUGUGGCUUUCGGCCUUUUCUGCACCACAUGCAACCUGUACAGUGGACAAGCAAAGUCAAAAACAAAGGUCUUAAAGACAUCAUGGCAGUCGAAGACAUGAAUGGAGAGGUUCGCUUCUCUUCGCAUCUGCCAUACCCCAACAAUCUCAGCAGGCCACUGUUGGAGCCAGUUGAGUCUCUUCUUCAGAUGUUGCUACUUUGGGAACCUUCAAUGCGAGGUGGAGGACUGGAUCCUGAAACAAAUAAGCCAUACUGCUACACCAUUAUGCAGAAUGUUCUUAGCAUGAAGAUUAUUCAUGUGUUGGACAUGACCUCAGCCCAGCUGCACUCAGUGGUUUUGGGUGCUGAGGAGAGUUUACACUCCCUGCAGCUUCGUCUGGAAGCAGAAACUCAGGCACACAUCUCCCCACUGAGUCAAGAGCUGCUUCUGGAGACGGGAAUCUCCCUGGACCCGCGCAGAGCACCCGCACAGUGUCUGCCAGAUGGUUUGCAUGGAUGGGACAGCUUCAUAGUCUUCCUCUUUGAUAAGAGCCUUACCAGGUACUCUGGACCACUUACUGCAAGACCUUUGCCAGACAGUGUCAACUUUAUAGUCAGGGAGACAAAGACACAACUCCCCCUGUCUGCUCUUAGAAAAGUGUGGGGUGAAGCAGUCAGUUACAUAUGCGGACUGAAAGAGGAUUAUCUUCGCCUGUACCGGGGGCACAGGGCUGCCAUGCGGAGUUUGCUGCGUUACAACACCAACUUAGCAUGCUACAGGAACAGGCUUUUCUCCCAGUCACAGCAGCUCCAAGCCAAACUGGCUUUCUUUAAGACCAGCAUCCAGUAUGAUCUCGAGCAAUACACCAAGCAGAGGAGCAGUGGUGUCUCGUCAGAAAAAAUGCUGAAGACAUGGGAAGAAAAUGAAGAGAAGGCUGAGGGGUUUACAAAGGUUGCUAAUGUGGGUUUUUUGGAUGAAGAGAUAGUGGCUCUACAUUCUGAAAUAGUGGAGCUGCAGAGAAGCCUGUUUGCCAGGAAACAAGGGGAUGUGAUGGAACAGCUUGAAACAAAGGCUAUUGAGCUCUACAAGCAACUGAAGGCUAAAUGCAAAAGUCCCGAUCCUCCACAUGGCUACAGUGAUAGUUCAGAAAUGGUCAGGACCAUACUUCAGACAGUUCAAAACCAGGACAGAGUACUAAAAGAUAUGUACACUCACUUAAGUACCAUCCUGGUCUGCAAGCGACGCAUUGUGGAUUUGUUCCCUAAGUUGGAAAGGGCGGUAGAGAAUAUAAAAACUGCAGAGGCAGCAGUGAUGCAAAUGCAAAUGAAGAGACAGAAAGAGUUCUGGUACCUUCUCAAGAUUGUUUCUGCCCAGAACAAUUCUCCAUCACCGUCACUUAUUCAACAACCUGCUGACAGUCAAACAGUUAAUCAACUACUAGAUGAAAACCAACAUUACAUGAGUCAGCUCACUUCCUUGCUGCAAGAUGCCACCCAGGAGAUGGAGCAUAGUGUUAUGGAUCAGGACUGGAGUUGGACUCAGUUUGGUGGAGUAAAAGUUGAGUCUCAGAAGCUAUAAAGACUUAACUAAGGAUUUGUACUGUAAGAAGUGCCUUGUCAGAGCUACACUAUCCAAAUUGUGAUACUUUGUGCAGUAUGUAAUGCUGUAAGACGUUAUGAAACAUGAUUUAUUAAGCUAUGCAUGUUUUAAUAUAAACAUAUUCACUGAAUGUUAAGAGGUUUUGCCAGCAGUGGCAUCAAUGUAUUUAUUAUUCUAGUAAUAUUGAUAAGAGUAAAAAAACUGCUGCUGAGAAAUGAGGAAACAAGGAAUGCAAAUAAAUUUUUAUAAAUAUAUAGAUUAUA